GCAAGAACCCUUGUCUCCCGCGCUAAAUAUGACCAUGGACCUUUACACAAUCGAGCCUGCAGAAACAGAAACAUGCCGACGGUCUCGCAUCACUUCAAGCACACUCUGUUCAGGCAGUGUGCUGGAAGAGGACCACUACUCAUUGAUAAGAGGCAUGCAGGGCUAUGAGGUUACCCCAGCAGACCUUGUAUUCCUGAAGAGAGCCAGGCAGGAGAGGCAGAUCAACGCCUUACAGAGAGAGCUGGAUGAAUUACUGAGGCAGCGGAGGAACCAGAUGCUGGCCAGGGAUCUGUCCUUGGCCUCCAGAGAGAAGAUCCAAACUGACCUUGAUGAGAUCCUGUCCUGUGAGCAGACUGUUCAAAUGGGGCAAGUGUUCCUCUCGAGGAAGCUGAGCUCAACGGAGGUAGAGGCCCUGGACUCCAAGUCCCUCCUGGCCCAGAUAAAGACUGCUGAUGUCCAGCAAGCUGUAGAGGAGGAACAAGCUGAGAUCACUGCACUAGAGAACAGCGUGGCCAGAGCCCUGGAGCUCAGAGAGAGAGGGGAGCAAAGACAACAGGAGAUUGAGAAUCGGAACAGAGCCAUCCUCACGAAAAAGGCAAACAUCAAGCAUCUGAUGAAGGAACUAUCAGAGCUCAAAUCCCAGCUGGCUGGGGCAGAGGAGUCUUUGCUAGCCAUUCAAGGCAAGGUGGACACUUUGAAAGACACAGAAAAAGAGGAAGACACAGGUCCCCAGGAGGCAUUGCAAGUCGCCCCAAGCCAAGCAAAAGCUCCCAAGAAGGCACCCAAGACAAAAAGGAAUGGUGGAGAAACAAUUACCCAACAGGCUUCUCAUGUCCGAAUUAAAGCUGAAAAUACACCUACCAUAGUUGGAGAGCCACAUAUGGCCAGUGGUCUCAGACGAUCUACGAGAAUAGCUACCAAGAAGAGCUGCGUUGAGAAUAAGCCUGUUUUAAGGAAAACUCACCCUGUCAAAGCAAGCAUUUCACUUUGAGAAUUUUUUUUCUCCACUUUUCCUGAAACUCUUGAUUUUUAAGGAGUUGUUUUCCACUGCUUUUUGGUACUGUGGUUCGGGUUCCAUCCAGUUGACAACAGAUUUUAAUGCAGAUAUUCAAAAGUCACAAACAUAUGCAUUUUUCCCACCAGACGUGCUUUCAUCAAACUGACUUUGUAGCGGAUAAAAUGUUGUGCGUGACAAGUACAAAAGUAUUAUGUGCACUAAGUUUUCAUGUACAGAAUAAAUUAAAACAAGUUUUAAUGUGUUUCCAUAGCAUUUUCAAUUCUAUGGAUGAUUUUGUCACACAAACUGCAAUAAAUAGCACACUUGCCCAA
Molecule: messenger RNA, 1329 nt
Organism: Oncorhynchus nerka (sockeye salmon)
Lineage: Eukaryota; Metazoa; Chordata; Actinopteri; Salmoniformes; Salmonidae
Product: early endosome antigen 1-like
Exons: 7
Coding region: 29-991 (320 amino acids)
Source: RefSeq, a predicted model, not a curated record